UUGACAACAUCCGGGCGUGUCUCCAUCUUUCUGAGUGCAAUAAACAGGGUGGAGAAUGAUGUCAGCUGGCAGGAGCUGAGAUUGAGAUGAUUGGAGUGUUAUGGCGGGACUGUGGCGGUUCGUGCUGCGCGUGUCGGGCUCGUACGGUGUAUUUUCGGAAGGUCUCAGCCGGACUCUUCUCAUCUUCUUUAAUCUCGCGUGGAGACUCAGACUCAGAUUCCCAUAUCUGUACGUCAUCGCCUCCAUGAUGUUUAACGUGCGAUUACAGGUUCACAUUGAAAUACACUGAUUGUACAUUGGACAUCUUUUUGGAGAAAAUAGUGCCAGUUGACUGGUUAGUUACAUCAGAGAUCGUCCUCUCAGUCCAUGGAUUAUUCAGAUCUGGAAGACAUACAGACACAAAGCUGCCUGCCCGGUAUAUCAAUGGGAGUUCUCUUUACAGACUGAACUUGAUCAACCCGAUUUAAGGAGAGGAGCAGAACUGUAUGAUCAGGCUUUUCUCACAACACCUUACCUGGUUUUGUGGAGGGUCUUGAUUAUCCUCCAUUUACUGACAUGAACACUAAACUUCCAGUGACCGAAUUUCUUUACUUGAAUAUGUUUUUUGACACUGAGAGCAUGUUAAAUCUUGAAUUCAACAGUUUUAUGAUAACUGUGUUUUCCUGUACGUGAUAAUCUUAGCAGAUUAUGAGAGGUUUAGUUGUGUAGUUGGAUGACUACCUACACCACAACGGUUAACAGAGGAAUACCCCACUGUUCACCUAAUUUAUUUAUCCUGACUAACACUGGUCAUUGUUACAGAAAACGGCAGGGAUUUGUAUAUGGUGUGUAUUUAUUUUGCUCUUUUUGUUAUUAUGACGUCUGUGUGUUAUUUGCAAGUGCAUUUUGAACAUAAAGGUUUGUAAAUGUAAUGUUAUUCAAUCUUUGUCAAUAAAUUAUGAAAAUGUUUGCCCUUC
This is a messenger RNA of Misgurnus anguillicaudatus (oriental weatherfish), 956 nucleotides long. RefSeq names its product salivary gland specific protein SAGSIN1. The record is from RefSeq and is a predicted model, not a curated record. Lineage: Eukaryota; Metazoa; Chordata; Actinopteri; Cypriniformes; Cobitidae.